Molecule: messenger RNA, 1986 nt
Organism: Cygnus atratus (black swan)
Lineage: Eukaryota; Metazoa; Chordata; Aves; Anseriformes; Anatidae
Product: protein-arginine deiminase type-1-like
Exons: 16
Coding region: 1-1986 (661 amino acids)
Cellular component (GO): cytoplasm
Molecular function (GO): protein-arginine deiminase activity; calcium ion binding
Source: RefSeq, a predicted model, not a curated record
AUGGCCCAGCAGCGCCGUGUCCACCUCUGCACCCAGCGCCCCACCAGCACCGUCUGCGUGCUGGGCACCGAGCUCUCCCUUGAUGUCAUGGGGUCGGCGCCCAAAGAUGCCGUUGCCUUCCACGUGCAGGGGACGCCGGGCGUGAAGGUCUAUGUGGUGCACGAGACGCAGAGCGUGAAGCUGCCCUCCAGCGUCUGCCGCUGGCCCCUGGCCGCCAGCACCGAGGUGCUGCUGACCAUGGAGGCGCUCAGCAAGGAUGUCGGUGAUGAAAAGGUCAGGAUUUCCUAUUUUGGGGAGGCCAGCGGGGUGCCGGUGGGCAGAGCCAUGCUGUACCUCACCUGCGUGGACGUCUCACUGGAUGCCGACACCAGCCGCAGCGGGUCAGUGGGCAGGACGCUGAUGGACAAGGCCUCAUGGACGUGGGGUCCCGACGGGCACGGCGCCAUCCUGCUAGUGAACUGUGACCGCGACGACCCCAAGAGCCGGGUGAUGGAUAACCGCGACACCGCCGUGCGCUCCUACGAGGACCUGAAGGACAUGUCGCAGAUGGUGCUGCGGACGCGUGGUCCCCGCACCAUCUUCACCGGCCACCGCCUUGUCCUCCACGUGGAUUUCGGCGACGCUGACAAAGUCGGCGUUUUCUACGGCGGCAACAGCGUCUCGCUGGAGGAGUACAAGCACGUGCUGGGGGGUGAGAAGCUCGCCUACGCCGUGAAGCCCAGCCGGCACCAGGAGGAGAGCACCUUCUACGUGGAGGGGCUCUCCUUCCCCGACGCCAGCUUUUCAGGGCUGGUGUCCUUCCAUGUCACUCUGCUGGAGAGCCCCGAGAAGGGCUUGCUGGAAAUACCGAUCUUCACGGACACGGUGGUUUUCCGCGUGGCUCCUUGGAUCAUGACGCCCAACACGCUGGCGCCGCUGGAGGUCUUCGUGUGCAGUGUGGAGGACAACGAGGACUUUGUGGCAGCCGUCAGCGCCGUGGCUGAGGAAGCCAAGUGCCCUGUGACCAUCUGCCCGCUGCCAGAGAACCGCAACGACCGCUGGAUCCAGGAUGAGGUUGAAUUUGGCUAUGUGCAAGCCCCCCAUAAGACGUUCCCUGUGGUCUUCGACUCACCCCGUGACCUAGGGCUGAAGGAUUUCCCCGUCAAGAGCAUCCUGGGCCCUGAUUUUGGCUACGUGGCUCGGGACGUGCUGAAGGAUGCCUCCAGCCUCGACUCCUUCGGCAACCUGGAGGUCAGCCCGCCGGUGACGGUGGGGGGCAAGGAGUACCCGCUGGGCCGCAUCCUGAUCGGCAGCAGCUUCCCCAGGUUUGGUGGCCGGCGGAUGGCCAGGGCCGUGCGGGAUUUCCUCUUCGCACAGCGGGUGCAAGCACCCGUGGAGCUCUACUCCGACUGGCUCCACGUCGGGCACGUCGAUGAGUUCCUCAGCUUCAUCCCCGCUCCUGAUCGGAAGGGUUUUCGGCUGCUCCUGGCCAGCCCCAGCGCCUGCUACCAACUCUUCAAGGAGAAACAAGAGCAGGGUUUUGGGGAGGCAGCGAUGUUUCAGGGACUGCAGGCGGUGCCCAAGCCAACCAUCAAUGAGAUCCUGGCUAACGAAGUGCUCCGGAAAUUCAACAGCUACGUGCAGAACUGCAUCAGCUGGAACCGGGACAUCCUCAAGCGGGAGCUGGGGCUGGCCGAGCAGGACAUCAUCGACAUCCCCCAGCUCUUCCAAGGCAAUGAGCAAGCCCACGCCAACGCGUUUUUCCCUGACAUGGUGAACAUGCUGGUGCUGGGCAGGCACCUGGGCAUCCCCAAGCCCUUCGGGCCACUGGUGGCCGGGCAGUGCUGCCUGGAGGAGCGCAUGCGGGCGCUGCUCGAGCCCCUGGGGCUCUCCUGCACUUUCAUCAACGACUACUUCUCCUACCAUGCCCUCUCCGGAGAGGUCCACUGCGGCACCAACGUCCGCCGCAAGCCCUUCGCCUUCAAGUGGUGGCGCAUGGUGCUCUGA